AUGGCCCAGCGAAGCCCAAUCUUCCCAACUCUUGCCCCUUCUGAAAGACGGGUUCGAAACAUACCGCUGCAUAGCCAGGCGUUGACAGCGGUCCCGUUGGCAUCAGCAAGCCUGGUAGAUCAGCUGGAAGACAGAAUCCUAAGCCAUGAGAAAACAACGGCGGCUCUGGUGGAACAUGCUUUUCGCAUUAAGGAGGACAUUGUUUCCACUCUGCACAGAAUGCAGAACAAAGGGGGGGGUGACCGAUUGGCUAGGCAGCUCUUGGAAGAACAUAUCCGAAACAUAACGGCAAUAGUGAGGCAGCUUAAUCGGGACAUUGAGAUGCUGCAGGAACAAAUACGUGUCAGAGAUAAUCUCAGCUAUGGAACAAAUUCUACCCUGAAGAGUCUGGAAAUGCGGCAGCUUUCUGGUUUAGGAGAUCUUCGAGGAAGAGUUGCAAGGUGUGAUGCUGGAUUAGCCAGACUCUCUGCAGAGCACAAAAUUACGUAUGAAAGACUUCAGAGCCUAAGUAAAGACCAACACACCUCCAAGCUGAUCUUAGAAUCUAAAAUCAAAGAGGCAGAAAUACAGAUUUCCCAUCUUCUGAGCAGAUUAGAGCAAUCAAUAAUGCAACAAGAAGCAAAAUUGAAGAUUGCCUACAAAGACAGCAACCAGCAGCUCCAUCUUCUGGAUCUGAAAUUAAAAAAUGCUAUUGAGGAACUCAACAGUCAGAUUUUGUCUGCACGUAGCUGGCUGGAACAAGAACACAAAAGGACCGAAAAAGAACUUGUGCAAAAAAUUGACCAACUCUCAUUGACUUUUAAAGAAAAGACUGAAAUGAAUGAAAGAACUAUAGAGGUGAAAUUCAACCAAAUGGCAGAGAAAAUGGACAAAAUCGAAGAAAUGCAGAAGAUAACUAUGGACGCCUAUGAAGCAAAACAGACUGAAGAAAAAAUAAAUAUUCGCAUUGGCAAACUACAAAAUGAGAUAAAUGAAGAUGUAAAAGAAAUGAAAGCUGAAGUUAAUGCUGGAUUUGCAGCUAUCUAUGAGAGCAUUGGGUCUCUACGACAAGUUCUAGAAGCGAAAAUGAAGCUGGACAAAGACGAACUACAGAAGCAAAUCCACCAAAUGAAGCAGGAGGUUUCAGCAUGGGGAGAGGCUGUACCAUGA
Indicator indicator is the source of this 1149-nucleotide messenger RNA. RefSeq names its product family with sequence similarity 81 member A (gene FAM81A). The transcript has 8 exons. The record is from RefSeq and is a predicted model, not a curated record. The coding region runs from base 1 to 1149 and encodes 382 amino acids. NCBI's taxonomy places the organism in Eukaryota, Metazoa, Chordata, Aves, Piciformes, Indicatoridae.